Echinops telfairi (small Madagascar hedgehog) is the source of this 670-nucleotide messenger RNA. RefSeq names its product pterin-4 alpha-carbinolamine dehydratase 2 (gene PCBD2). The coding region runs from base 185 to 520 and encodes 111 amino acids. Lineage: Eukaryota; Metazoa; Chordata; Mammalia; Afrosoricida; Tenrecidae. Gene Ontology annotation, molecular function: 4-alpha-hydroxytetrahydrobiopterin dehydratase activity. The transcript is spliced from 4 exons. The record is from RefSeq and is a predicted model, not a curated record. Gene Ontology annotation, biological process: tetrahydrobiopterin biosynthetic process.
GGCUCACUGGCAGUGAGUGUAGUGGAUUUUCCUGUGAUCAGUACAUGAUGGACAAGUUAUUUCUGUAAUACCUUUGUCUCCUUAGGGUGCCUUCAAAAAACCCCAAAAAGCCCAAUCAAAACAGUGGCUUCAGAGGGAUCUUCUGGGCCAGUUACAUCCAAGGCAGAGGUCAACUCUGAAAGUUAUGGCCGUUCUUGAGAGUUCUAAAAAGUCAGCAGAUGCCCAUGGGUUGACAGCAGAGGAGAGGAGCCAAGUUAUCCUGGACCUUAAAGCAGCAGGAUGGUCGGAAUUAAGUGAGAGAAACGCCAUCUACAAAGAGUUCUUGUUCAAAAAUUUUAAUCAGGCCUUUGGCUUUAUGUCCCGGGUUGCCCUCCAAGCAGAGAAGAUGAAUCAUCACCCGGAAUGGUUCAACGUGUACAACAAGGUUCAGAUAACGCUCACCUCGCACGACUGUGGAGGACUGACCAAAAAGGAUGUGAAACUGGCCCAGUUUAUUGAAAAAGCAGCUGCUUCUGUGUGACUUCUCCACGUGCAUGUCAACCUAGCACACGUAUUAGCUACAGCAUAAUUUGAAGGCAAUUUACCCAGAUGAAUGAAGCUGUAAAUUUAAUUGACCAUGAUACCAUGUUUUGUAAAAUGAGUGCUUAAAUACAAAAUAAUUUAAACUUGA